Messenger RNA from Didymodactylos carnosus, 2386 nucleotides. NCBI's taxonomy places the organism in Eukaryota, Metazoa, Rotifera, Eurotatoria, Philodinida, Philodinidae. The record is from the annotation of a GenBank genome assembly.
AUGGCUGGUAUGACGUCUUCACAUACGAAUCCAUUAUGCCCGUUGUGUCGUAGUGAAAAUAUAAAAAUUUAUGCCGUUGGUGAUUGCACACAUCCGGUGUGUUAUCUUUGUUCAACAAAAAUGAGAGUAUUGUGUAAACAACAUUAUUGUGCUAUUUGCAGAAAAGAUUUACAAAAGGUCUAUUUCGUCUCUGAUUUAUCUGCACUUCCAGUAGAUACUAGCAAAUUUGUUUCUCUACAAACAAAUUUUUAUCAUGAUGGCAAAACAAACAAUAGUACAGAGAAUGGCGGCGAUGUUAUUGACGAUGGAGAUGGUGGCAUAUAUUAUCCAUUGAAAUUUGAAUGGAUUAAACGAUCAACCGAAAAAUUGUUGAGAAAUUUCUGUCCUUUUUGUUCUCUGGAAUGUGAAACAUUUCUCCAAUUAACCAUUCAUGUGCGGAAGGAACAUGGACAAUUUUAUUGUGAAUUAUGUGCAGAAAAUUUAAAUCUAUUCGCAAAUGAACGUAAAACUUAUUCAAGGCGUGAUCUUCUACAACAUAUGCGUUAUGGUGAUAAAGACGGUGAUACCGUGUUCAAAGGACAUCCAAUGUGUCAGUUUUGUGAUCAAUCUUUUAUGGAUACAGAUCAAUUGUAUAAACAUUUGAGAAAAGAACAUUUCUAUUGUCAUAUGUGCGACAACGAUAAUGUUUAUUACAGUGAUUAUGAACUACUUCGUGAUCAUUUUCGUUCGUCUCAUUAUCUGUGUGAAAUAGGUGAAUGUAAAGAUGUUCAAUUUACAAACGCGUUUCGUAAUGAAAUUGAUUUUCGUGCCCAUCAAGCAAAUGUUCACAGUAGAAAUCGUGCCGAAGCUCGACAAUUUGGUACGAUUCCCAUGGAAUUUCAAUUAACUUCAAGAGAUCAUUAUCAUUCUCAUCACUCUAACAAUCGACGACGAAAUCCAGUUAACAGAGGAACAUUCAGUGAAGGACAAUUUAAAACCCAAAAUAACAGUAACCGUACUAACAAUAGCGACGAUUUCGUACCAGAUACUCAACCAUUACCGCAUCCACCCACUGUACCUACAAUUGAUGAAUUUCCACGCUUAGGAGCUGUAACGAGUGCAUCAUCUGCUACCACGAAUUUAACAGCUUCAAUCGCUUCAUCUCGACCUACGAUCGAUGAAAAACCUCAAAAGAUUCAAUCGCAAUAUUUACGUGGUGCUUGGAUAAAUGAUGCAUUGAAUCGCAGCCAUUCUUCUGACGAUUUUCCAGCGCUAGUAGCUGCUACUUCAUCAGUUGAUUCUACAGAACAACCAAAAGGAGCUUGGCGUCAACAACAACAACAGCAAAAUCGUCCCUUAAAUCAGCUUAGGAAUGAGAAACAAAGUCGAUCUGUUCACGCUGAAUUAUCAACAGCCACCCAUGAUACUUUCGCAACAACAGCAAAGAAAGCCGCAGUAAUACCAUCGACGAAAGAGGAUUUUCCAGCAUUAGCAGGAGCAGCGAAUACUCGAGCACAUCCAGGUGGAAGACAAGCCAGAAUUCCUCCACCUGUCAUACGAUCAGCGUGGAUUCAUCAAGAAAAAUGUAAGUUGCAUUUCUACUUAUGAUAUUUCAAGUUUUUUUUCUUGAUGCACAGGUUUAUUUACGCCGCUCGGAAGCGCUAGUAAAUUCAAUAGAAGUACAGAAACAAAAAAGAAAAACAAAGAAACUAUACUUCACAGAUAAAAUUCGUGCGAUAAAAAGAAAAUUUCUGUCAGAUAAAUAUGCACUUGAUUUUCUUGUUUAUUCUUUUGAUAAUUAUAUCACUCGAUAAACAGUACAUGAAAAAGAUGUAUGAAAAAAACAACAACUAAUAAGCGGUGGGAGAGAGAAAAUAGCAGAAUAACCUGAACUAUUGUGCAGAAUAAUUAACAAUAAAUUCUAGCCAUUUAAGGAAUAACGAUUCAUGACAUUCUAAUUGAUUUUUUACGCGUUUUAAGCGAGAGAAAUGAUCCACUUGCACCCUUCUAUUGACUUUGUAAUCAUUCCAAUAGAAAAUAUCAGUAAAGAAUAUCGAUCUACUUUAGUCUGACGUAUAGAGAGUUUCUAGACGACGGGUGAUAUAUUUUACAACAUGAAAGCUUAAUUCGUUUUCUUUAACCACAUUUAACAAUUCAUGUGCAGGGAUAGUGAUAAAUAAUGAGUAUUGCCGCACGAUAUUUCUUGUGAAAAAGUUUCUGAUAAGACAUUGGCAGGACGGGAAAAAAUGGUAAAACCCACGAAAAGUGUGGAAAGGAAUGCGCGAAGAAACACUGUAUUAAGACAAAGUGUUAAACACUUUGCUUGAAAUACUCGUACUUCUUUUUAACCACUGCAGUUUUAUAUAUGACUGUUGGGUAUUCUCUAAACAUUUAUCAACUGUUACUU